Messenger RNA from Melitaea cinxia (Glanville fritillary), 1575 nucleotides. It is a transcript of the gene Src64B, whose product is annotated as tyrosine-protein kinase Src64B. The record is from RefSeq and is a predicted model, not a curated record. The coding region runs from base 1 to 1575 and encodes 524 amino acids. Lineage: Eukaryota; Metazoa; Arthropoda; Insecta; Lepidoptera; Nymphalidae. Gene Ontology annotation, molecular function: ATP binding; non-membrane spanning protein tyrosine kinase activity; signaling receptor binding. The transcript is spliced from 6 exons. Gene Ontology annotation, biological process: cell surface receptor protein tyrosine kinase signaling pathway; protein phosphorylation; innate immune response. Gene Ontology annotation, cellular component: extrinsic component of cytoplasmic side of plasma membrane.
AUGGGUAACAAGUGCUGUAGCCGCCGUCACGAUCCCGACAGACCCUUAGUAUAUCCAGCGUACAAGAAAAACGAAGCAGGGUUUACAACAUGUCCGUCUUUGGAGACGCGGUACACAGGCGAACCCAACAAUCGAGCGGUUUCACGCAGACCGGCGGACAUCGUGCGUACACGCAACCCUGGAGCAUGCAUAUCAAACGGUGGACGUCGGGUCGUAAAAGCACUAUGUGCGUACACCGCCCGUGCGGAGUCCGAUAUUUCGUUUCGCAAAGGAGAUCGUAUGGAAGUGUUGAGCGAUGCGGAAACCGACUGGUGGAGGGUUCUGCAUCUAACCACGAGACGGGAGGGUCUCGUCCCCGCAAAUUUUGUUGCCGAGGAGAGUUCCGUCGAAUGUGAAGAUUGGUUUUUCCCGCACGUGUCAAGGAAAGAAGCGGAUAAAUUACUUCUAGCAGAAAGCAAUCCUCGUGGGACUUUCCUCGUUCGACCAGCAGAACACAAUCCACAUGGAUUCAGCCUUAGUGUCAAAGAUUGGGAAGAAGGCAGAGGGUACCAUGUGAAACACUACAAGAUAAAACCUCUCGACAAUGGCGGUUUUUAUAUAGCAACUAAUCAGACCUUCCCGAGUUUGCCAGCUCUGGUCAUGUCUUACACAAAAAACGCACUAGGUCUGUGCCACGUACUCGCCCGUCCUUGCCCUAAACCGGAGCCACAGAUGUGGGAUCUUGGUCCUGAACUACGAGAUAAGUGGGAGAUACCAAGGAGCCAGAUACAACUUAUCAAAAAACUCGGUCAGGGGAACUUCGGCGAGGUGUAUUAUGGAAAGUGGUGUAACAAUAUCGAGGUCGCCGUAAAAACACUGAGGGAAGGCACGAUGUCCAAACAGGCCUUCCUCCAAGAGGCGGCCAUCAUGAAAAAAUUCCGUCACAAACGCUUAGUCGCCCUGUACGCGGUUUGUUCACAACAAGAGCCCGUUUACAUCGUUCAGGAAUAUAUGUGCAAGGGUUCCCUACUAGAAUUUCUAAGAAAUGGUGAAGGGAAAUCCCUACAUUUCGAAGAUCUCAUAUACAUCGCGGCUCAAGUCGCUUCCGGCAUGGAAUACCUCGAAUCUAAACUUUUGAUACACAGAGAUCUAGCGGCCAGGAACGUUUUGAUAGGUGAAAACAAUGUCGCGAAGAUAUGUGACUUCGGACUCGCAAGAGUCAUCGAGGAUAACGAGUAUUGCCCUAAACAAGGGUCUCGAUUCCCUGUUAAGUGGACAGCGCCAGAGGCCAUCAUAUAUGGAAGAUUUUCGAUCAAGAGUGACGUUUGGUCGUAUGGCAUAUUACUGAUGGAGCUCUUCACGUAUGGACAAAUACCCUAUCCAGGUCUUCAUGGUAAAGAAGUAAUCGAGCAAGUCGAACGGGGUUACAGAAUGCCCAAACCUGUCGGCCACUGCUUGCCCGACGAUAUUUAUAGACUGAUGCUCCAAUGUUGGGACGCGAUUCCAGAAAAACGACCAACGUUCGAAUUCCUCAACCACUAUUUCGAAUCGUUCACAGUGACCAGUGAAAUACCGUACAGAGAAGUGCAAGACUAG